Elephantulus edwardii (Cape elephant shrew) is the source of this 861-nucleotide messenger RNA. It is a transcript of the gene NCR3LG1, whose product is annotated as natural killer cell cytotoxicity receptor 3 ligand 1. Gene Ontology annotation, biological process: homophilic cell-cell adhesion; heterophilic cell-cell adhesion. NCBI's taxonomy places the organism in Eukaryota, Metazoa, Chordata, Mammalia, Macroscelidea, Macroscelididae. The transcript has 4 exons. Gene Ontology annotation, cellular component: adherens junction. The annotation marks the transcript as partial. The record is from RefSeq and is a predicted model, not a curated record.
GCAGGGUUCCUGGAAGUGGAGAUGGCAGGAAGCACUCAGGUUGUGACACUGAAUGCCAAUGCCACCAUCUUCUGCAAGAUUCGUGGCUACUCACAUCUAGACAUCAAAAUUAUGGGUAUCUCCUGGUAUUUUUUAAAGCAUAAUUCUUCAAAGGAGGUCCAGCUUUUUCAGUUUUAUAGCAAUCUUGAGAAAAACCGACGUGAAGCAACCGUGUCUCUACGAGACCUGGCGAGGGGGAACGCCUCACUGCAGUUGCCAUGGGUACAGCUGGAGGAUGCAGGAAGGUACCGGUGUGAAGUGGUGGUCACUCCUGAGAAGGCACAGGGAUCAGUCAGCCUAGAGGUUGUGGCUUAUCCAGUCAGCAGCUUGCUGCCAGAGAGAGCUGUUGUGAAAAUUAAUGAAGAAGUAACUCUUGAGUGUGAGUCACAUAGGUUCUACCCAGAAUCCAUUAAUAUAACGUGGGUGAAGAUGACUCAGACGGACCCUCAUGCCGUGGAGAUUUCUGAGGAUGUCAUCUCAAGUCACACUGUCAAGAACAAAGAUGGCACACUUAAUACCACUAACUACCUGAAGUUCAAGCCCUCAUUAGAUGAUAAUGGGAAUAUCUAUCAGUGUGUAAUACGGCACAAGCUCCUUUUAACUCCCGUGAGGUUCAACUUUACCCUCACUGUGAUCAAACCUGAGAAAGGUAACAUGAUGAUAGUGGUUGUGAGCGUUACUAUACUUGCUGUUAUUUUACUUGGAGUUUUGGCCAUAAAGACCAUCAGCAGAUCCCUGGGAAUGGAGGCAGGGCAUGGCGUGGGUUAUAAGUCCAGUGAAUGCCACAAGCUUGAGAUGUCCAGAGGGCUGGGCCACUUUUGA